Molecule: messenger RNA, 1692 nt
Organism: Drosophila grimshawi
Lineage: Eukaryota; Metazoa; Arthropoda; Insecta; Diptera; Drosophilidae
Product: 23 kDa integral membrane protein
Exons: 3
Coding region: 805-1512 (235 amino acids)
Cellular component (GO): membrane
Source: RefSeq, a predicted model, not a curated record
UGUUUUUAUUUGAAACACAAACACUAUUUUUUUAAAUAAAUAAAUAACAUUUUUAUACAUUGAUUCCGAAGGUGUCAUAGUAUAUUGGUUUUGAGCAAUGUCCGUCAUGCUGUCUGUCCAUCUGUAUGAACGCAACUUUGAACUUGAAACUUGGAACAUGUGCCCUCGUCAGACAAAGUGCAAGAAGCGUGUAAAAACUCCCUCACCCAACAUUUUCAAAAUCUCAAAUCUUCCGUCAUUUAAGAGCUACAGUUACCAAAACUGCAAAGAAACGUUACUAGCUUAUAUCUGUCGCAAUCUGAAAGGCAAACUUGGAGAGUAUUUCUUGGCUACACCCACCCUGUUCUUUGCUUCUUGUUAUCUGCUGGAUUAACUUAUGGACUGCAACGUUCUCUCUUGUUUAAAUAUAGAAAAUUGUCAAUUAACAUGUAUAUAAUCAUAGUAUACAAAUAGGUACCACUUAACACUGUGUUAUUUAAAAAUUCAAAGCAGUUAGCUAACAAAUUAAUAUUAAAAACAUCGUUGAGUUAUUUAAAUUAUUAUCUAUCAAUAUCUGUAACUUUUUUGACUAAUCAUGACACACGAGUCAUUAGCUACGAGAUUGAACAUUUCACCCACAGUGCGGUUGGCCGAUAAAAUAUACAAACGGGGAUCAAUCUAGAUAUGGCAAAGCCUCGGUUCGCUUAUAAUGGCUUGCACAGUUUGGAGACCGUUUCAAUCGAACGACAGUAAUCGACGCGCAAACAAGGCGCAGUAAAAGUUUAAAUAUAAUUUCAUCAAACGUUAUUAAGAAACGGCUUCAACAUGGGUUGCAUGUCAGGAAUUUUGAAUAUUCUUCUAUAUAUUAUAAAUAUCGUGUUUUUGAUCGUUGGCAUCUUGCUCAUUGUGUUGGGCUCCAUAAUGCUAUCGAACUUUUCCCGCCUAAGUGAUGUGGAGCAGCUAGCGAGCGCGGAUACCAUACCGAUCUGUGUGACCGUUCUUGGUGGACUAAUAUUCAUCGUAUCCUUCUUUGGAUGCUGUGGUGUCUGGCUACAGAAUGCCUGCCUAACUGCAACGUAUGGUACGUUGAUGUUUUUAUUGUUCGUGCUGCAAUUGGUGUUAACCUGCUGGAUCGCUGUAAACGAAAAUGACUUUUUGAAUGAUAUGCGUAAGCUGGUGGAUACUGUUUGGCAGGAGAACACAGCGGCGACUGGAUACCCGAUGGGCGCAUUGGAGCUCACUUUCAACUGCUGCGGCAACGAAGGCUACGCUAACUAUUUCGAUGUUGGCAAUGGUGUUGUGCCCGGCACCUGCUGCGGUUACACGAAUCGCGAUCAGACGUGCCCAUCUAGCAUAUACGAGAGUCGCCAAGGAUGCAACCAGAAAUUCUACAGCUUCUGGGAUGAUAACAAUGCUAUCGUUCUCUGGUCCGGCCUAGGCAUUUGCAUAUACGAAUUCAUUGUGUUCAUUUUAGCCGGCGCACUAGCCAAUUGUAUGCGCAAAUCAAGUUCCGGUGGAGCAACGUACGGCUAAGAGCUAUUUAUAAUUCAAUGAUGGCAAAGCUUUUGAUCCUUAAAGUUUUUAAAGCACGAUCUAAAUUUGCAUUUCUCUCUUAACUUGAUUUUCAUGAUUAAUAUAUAUCAAUGUUAAAGUGUAUGUUUAAUAAAUAUAAAAGUUAUAAAUUCUGUGAGGCAUAGAAUUUAAAAACCACAA